Salvelinus namaycush (lake trout) is the source of this 1927-nucleotide messenger RNA. It is a transcript of the gene ldlrad2, whose product is annotated as low density lipoprotein receptor class A domain containing 2. Bases 463 to 1551 code for a protein of 362 amino acids. Gene Ontology annotation, molecular function: protein binding. NCBI's taxonomy places the organism in Eukaryota, Metazoa, Chordata, Actinopteri, Salmoniformes, Salmonidae. The record is from RefSeq and is a predicted model, not a curated record. The transcript has 6 exons.
ACCUCUGCAGCAACGGGUAGUGUACCACGCAUAUCUAGCUGACUUUAGUUGCAGGGAAUAUACAACUAUACAAGUCUUACGGGGGAAUAGCUUUAACCGCCUACACAUUUCUUCUUACCUAUUUUUCCCUGGGGUGGUAACUUUGGUUAAUCAUUUUAAUAAAGUAUGUCAAAGGGCUGUACACACUGGAGCUAUCUAGCUAGCUCAGUUCUUACCUUGUACAUAAUGUAUUGAACUACAGUCAUCACCAGGUGCAGUCCAUUAGUUAGAUCCUCACCUGGCACGUCAACGUUGGUCUCCAUGGGGUCAGUGUCCUCCUCUCUAUGGCACUUGUACACCAGCAUGUAGGCGUUCCUGGAGCAGUGGUAUCCUUUACUGCACUUGGGCUUACGGGUCUGGGACUUCACCGUCUCGGCUGGAGAAAGAUCAGAACAGUAGCAGAGAACAGGUAUAAGAGAAGCCAUGUUGAAGAGUGUCAACGUGGUGGACUUCUGUGGCCAGAACAUCCGGGGCAACGGGAUGAUUGUCAACUCACACCAGGAGUCCAAGAAGUACUACUUUGUCACCAUGGGAACAGACUGCCACUUCACUAUGCAGGCUGCCUCCCCCAAGGACAAGGUACAGUUCCACUUCCGCUUCUUCCUGGUCUACAGCCUGCUUCGUUUAGCACCCCAAAGUCCCACCUCCUUGUUCCCUGAGUCCCCCCGGGACCUCCGAUUAGAGCCUUCGAAUCCAGUGGUGGAGCCAAGGGACCCGUGUCAUGCGGGGUCAUACAUUCAGUUCUAUGAUGGGCGGGACAAGAACUCGCCUCCAAUUGGGCCACCGCUGUGUGGGAAGAGCCCACCCCGUCCGGUGCUGUCCACAGGGAAUCACUUGACCCUGCGUCUGGUAACCCGCGGUACCCAGCCAAGAGUGGACUUUGUGGGGGACUUUACCUCCUUCAGACUGGGUUUUAACCAAUCCGCGUGCAGCGGCGAACCUUAUUUCCCGUGUCGCAAUGGGAAGUGUAUCCCCAUGAGUCUGGUGUGUGACGACAAGGGCAUUGAUAACUGUGGGGACGGGAGCGACCUAGAGGAUCACCUGCCCUCAGGGUGCAAAGGUCACUUAGCAGGUCAGCUGGCUCCAGCCCAAGCCACUCCCCCAGCAGUGACCCCAACCCCUCCUGUCUUAAAUCCGCCAACUUUUCCCAUGUCCACCUAUAGGAACUGUGGCACUCCAGACGGCGUACCCAAUCACGACUCAGUGACAGACUCUCCACCCUACCUGUCCCUGCUGGCGCUCUUCAUCACCCUGGGUGUGAUAGCUGGUUUUGUCCUGCUGUGUUGGUGCUGCUGGUCUCCAGGCUGGUUCCUCUGGAGGAUCAUUGUCUGCCACUUCCUACCCUGCUGUAACUCAGCCUGUGCCUUCUGCAAGCUCUGUGCCCGAAGCUGUUCCCAGAACAAGGAGCACCGACUGGCUAAGGUUUCACCACAAGGACAGGUCACAACCAACAAUGCCGCCUUGGCCACCCUCACCACAGCCACGGCUAGCGCCACUACUGUCGCUGUGUAGGGGGUCGCUAUAUAGCGUAGGACUGUUAUCGCUAUGUAGGGUAACCACCAUGAUGGCUAACAGUGAGACAGAUGGACUCAUGGACAUGAUGACCCAGAUUUCAUGUUCUAGACUGAUGGACUGAGAUGAGACUCAUCUUUUUGCUAGUUUACAAGAAUGUCAUGGAAGAAGGGGUACUGCAGGGUGUACGUUUGCAUUUUCAGUGGAAAUGAGACAGUGUCAUUAUCUUCUCCCCACAUUUGGACAGUUCUUAAAAUGGGGAGAGGCUUCACUUUUGAAUGUUUCACUCACUGUAUGAUCCUUUUUUGUUGUUGCUUUAAUAACCUGUUAUGGCUGCAAGGGGCAGUAUUGAGUAGCCAGUUAAAUCGUGCCCAUU